CCACAAGGAGACACAAACCUACAUUUUGAAGAGUCCAGAUGGAGUGUCCCAGUUGCUUAAUGAUCACAUUGUCAUGACACAGAACUUGUCCGUCCCACAAUUUAAAACAGCCUUUGAAGGCCGCAUCAACACCUGGGAGAGCAAGCUACACAUGACUCGAGAUGUGCUGAAGGAGUGGCUGAUGUGCCAGAGUUCCUGGUUAAAUUUGAAGCCCGCCUUCAGCUCUGAUGAAAUUAACCGGCAGCUGCCCGUAGAGGCAAGAACAUUCAAGAAAAUGGACGGAAUAUGGCGAAGACUCAUGAAAACUGCCUUUGAUAAUCGGAAGGUGAUGGAGCUUUGUCCCGAUGCUGUCCUGUUUGCCAAACUUAGGCUGUGCAACAAACUUUUGGGGCAGGUGCAGAAAGGUUUCAGUGAUUACUUGGCGACCAGUGGAGGCUCUAUUCCCACACUGUAAAUCCAUGUUGAUAUUUUA
Molecule: messenger RNA, 472 nt
Organism: Salarias fasciatus (jewelled blenny)
Lineage: Eukaryota; Metazoa; Chordata; Actinopteri; Blenniiformes; Blenniidae
Product: dynein heavy chain 1, axonemal-like
Exons: 3
Coding region: 74-454 (126 amino acids)
Biological process (GO): microtubule-based movement
Cellular component (GO): dynein complex
Molecular function (GO): dynein light intermediate chain binding; dynein intermediate chain binding
Source: RefSeq, a predicted model, not a curated record